GUCUGCCUUCCUCGCUCGAUUUUGCUUCUUGACCUCGUGGCUUUGGCGAUUUUUGGCGUUUAAUUUACUCAUUUUUCAACGCUUUUCAAGGUGGUGGAAGUCGUACUUGCCAUGAGUUCGCAAAAGGACAUUUUUCCAUGUAAUGCCCACAAGGAGGAGGUGGGAGUCGAGCAUGUAGGUGUCAUAAGCGGGCCAUGUAGCAAGGGAUUUUCCACAAGGAUCAUUGGUGGCAGCAAGUGUAACAAGUGUCAUGAAGUUGGCCAGACCUCGAAAGGCUGCACGAAUCUAUUCGUGAAUUGACGAAAAACGGAAAGCCGCGUGAACAAUACAUUCCGGAAGCUGUGACAUGCGAUGAAAAGGAACUGUUUAAGUGGGAUCGUCUGUGGGGAACGCUAUAACAAUUUUGAUAAAGUCGUUCUCCAUCGAAUCCAGGUUACAGGAACAGAUGUACCUCAAUACAUAACAUCACUCGAAGAAGCCGGCCUGCGCCCACUACUACUUCAAAACAUUAAGAAUUCUGGCUACAUCAAACCAACACCUGUACAGAAAGCUUCAGUUGCAGUUAUUCUUGCCAAAAAAGAUUUGAUUGCUUGUGCUGUCACGGGCUCCGGCAAAACGGCGGCGUACUUAGUACCGGUUAUGAACAUAUUGUUAGAACAAGGUGUUGCUGGUGCGUCCCCGCCAUGGUUCAAAAGCCAGAAGUUGUAAUUGUCGCACUCACUCGUGAAUUUUCGAUUCGAAUUCACCGCGGGUCGUGUAAAUUCUCCUACAAUUCGGUUUUAAAAUCUGUCAUUAUAUAUGAAGGAACUGUCACGAGCCAUCAGCGGUCAAAUCUUCAAGCUGGGUGAAAUACUCUUGUCGCGACCGCGGGGCGACUCGAGGAUUUUCUCGACCUUGGAGUAUUUUACUUCUCGACGGCCAGGUUUUUAAUUUUGGACGAAGCUGAUCGAAUGCUUUAUGGGUUUCGGUCCCGAUAUUGAAAAAAUUGUCAACCAUCCAACGAUGCCUCCGAAAGGAAUCCGUCGUGUUUGUAUGUUUACGGUUUCACUGGCGCCCAAGUCGGAAAAUUGCCUUGUCUGGAAAUUUGGCAAAGUGUGACGGCUUUUGGCAGAACUAUGAUUGAGAAAACAAGAGAGGAUGUGGAGUCUAAAUUUUGCGUCGAGAAUGGCUAUGCCCAUGACGCCAAAGUAAUAUCCCUGGAUUAUGAAUAAUUAUCAUCGAGAAGCUGCCGCAUUUGUGUCGGCAAAAUUUGUCAAACCCAUUAAUUUGGAAUUGGGAAAAGUCGAUUACCCCUAUUUAUUGAUCAACAAAAAGAGGUAUGCAGGAUUGUAUUGGACCAAACCUGAAAAGUUUGACAAAAUGGAUUGUAAAGAUAUAGAAACCGUUCGUCGUGAUAAUUGCCAACUCGUUGCCAAUCUUAUCAAUAGCUGUCUGCAGAAAAUUUUGAUGGAGCGAGACCCGGAUGCAGCCUUAGAAUACGCCAAACAAACAAUUUCCGACUUGCUGUGCAACAAAGUCGAUAUCUCACUUCUAGUGAUUACCAAGGAUCUGACUAAAACAGAUAAAGACUACGCCAGCAAACAAGCACAUGUGGAACUAGCUCACAAGAUGCGUAAGCGAGAUGCUGGUACAACCCCAAAAUUAGGGGAUCGAGUUCCGUAUAUCAUUAUCGCAGCUGCUAAAAACGAACCUCAAGGCGGAAGACCCGAUUUUUGUCCUGGAACACAGCGUACCUAUUGAUGCCCAAUAUAAUUGGAAAAUCAGCUUUCAAAACCCUUUGUUUGGAUUUUUGAACCCAUACUUGGAUCUAAAGCGGAAUCGUUGUUGCUACGUAAACACGGACUCAUCGCAUUUAUUUGCUUGACAUGAUGGAACCGUUUGUUUCCUCUAAACUUGUGAUAAUUCUGCAGCGGGUCAUGCAGAUACUGUGAUCAGCAGACAAGGUUGGAAGUGCGCUGCCCGGAAAGCAAAUUUGGGGUAAAAGAAAAAAAAACUUAUUCCAACU
Messenger RNA from Daphnia carinata, 2005 nucleotides. RefSeq names its product DNA polymerase delta catalytic subunit-like. The transcript has 12 exons. The record is from RefSeq and is a predicted model, not a curated record. Gene Ontology annotation, biological process: DNA replication proofreading; DNA-templated DNA replication; nucleotide-excision repair, DNA gap filling. NCBI's taxonomy places the organism in Eukaryota, Metazoa, Arthropoda, Branchiopoda, Diplostraca, Daphniidae. Gene Ontology annotation, molecular function: nucleotide binding; DNA-directed DNA polymerase activity; 3'-5'-DNA exonuclease activity. Gene Ontology annotation, cellular component: delta DNA polymerase complex. Bases 1204 to 1740 code for a protein of 178 amino acids.